Paramormyrops kingsleyae is the source of this 5550-nucleotide messenger RNA. Lineage: Eukaryota; Metazoa; Chordata; Actinopteri; Osteoglossiformes; Mormyridae. The record is from RefSeq and is a predicted model, not a curated record.
GAGAUUAAUGGGCUGCAGUUUAAGACACAGAGAGUUCAAAAACUCUGAAGUGCGUGCAUAUUAAAGUAUUGUAUCGCAUCUUUAUUGUAUUUGCUAUUAUAUUCAAUUCUGCUGUUUUAGCGUCGUACAGUAAUAUUACGUUGACUAGUGGCCCUUUAAGAACCGUUGAGAGUGAAAGGAGGCGGUGAGGUUUCACACCAGGAGUGGGAAACGUGGGCGGCGCCAGCGCGGCAUGACUGACAGCUUCUCAAUGGCAAUCGAACCACACGGCGCAAGAAGAAUGUGCAUCGACCAAUGACAUUGGGAGGACGCGCGUCACUCAAAGUGGAGAGCCAAUUGCAAUCCUCGGUGGGCGAUGCUUAACUCCGCAAUGUUUCCAGCGUGGGGAUCCGGAGCAAUUGCUCUGGGGAAAAAAACUAAAGGGGAAAAGAAGGAAAAGUGCCGUGGUGAAUCCUGUCCGAGCUGCGGCAGAUUUAGCUAUAAUAACCGGAUCGCUGAGAUAUGCUAGUCACAGCAUGCAUCUGAUAAGUAGCCCUUAAGAUCUUUCAGAUGCGUUUGCGAUAAAGUUGGGUUUAUAUCGUUUAGUAGGCGUUUCAUUUUGCCGUUUUGCAGCAUUACAGCGCAAGAAAAAUCAGCGUCUUUACCCUGAAGAUCUAGGCUCCGCGGAAACUUGAAAUUAAAAGUACAUUUAAAAAGUGGAGGAGUGAAUAUUUCAAAGCCCUUUGCAUCUUGGUGACAGCGUUCAGGUCGCCUGCAUGGACAAUUGUAGAGCACGUCCGUACUUAUGCUUGGGGCGAGGGCUAUUUAGCUAGUUAUUUCGUAGCAUGUCGUUAGAAAGAAAUGUUAAAAAGUUACACUCGAUAACGUUUUAAUGGGAAUAUCUUAAAAUCCGUUUGCGGGGGAUAAAUCCUCCCCAAGACGGGGAGCCCAGGCUCGCAGACAGAUCUCCUUUUCAGCCUUUUAAGGGCAACUGCCUGCAACUUGCACUGAGACCUGGCGUCCGGACAGCUUCUUGUGUUGCUUCGUUAAUCGUGAUUCACCUUUUGAUUCAGUCCGGCGGGGUGGGGGUCGCAAACUCUGCCAGGGGGAAGUUUAAAAAGUAACUUUUACCGGCAUGGGAGCCGCCUGCAACGCUUGAUCGCAACCGGCUGCUUCGCCAUGCAGAUGUCCCGCGUCCGGGUUGAAGUGCACCGACCAUAAGUGGUACUGUGGUUAGCCGGACACCCCCGCUACCCAUCCAUCCGUGGAUACAAGGAGCAAUCAGUGGCCGCGCUAAUAAAACUGGAUACAAAAUGGCGGCGUGGCCGGGACACAUGGGAUCGGCGUCUUGGUGUGUCUUGUACCUGCUUUCGUCCCUGGGACUGCUGGCCGGGUCCGGCUCCGCUUUGCUCUGUCCCCUGAACUGCACGUGCGAAGGGGACUCUGUGGACUGCAGCGGGCUGGGGCUGACGGACACGCCGCAGGAGCUACCGGUCCGGACGCGCUCCCUAAACCUGAGCCGCAACAAGCUGAGGACAAUCGAUGCGGAAGCCCUCUCCCAGCUCUCUGGCCUGCGCGAGCUGCACUUGGACCACAAUGAAAUUUCUUCGAUCCCAUCGCUAGGAGCUGUGUCCAAAAACAUUGUGUCCCUUUAUCUGAAUCACAACAAAAUCCAGAGCAUCGACGGCCCCAGCCUGCAGAACCUCAGUGCCUUGGAGACACUGGACCUGAGCAACAACAAGGUUUCCGAGGUCCGCGCUCACUGCUUCCCAGCCGGCCUGCGGAUCAGAGACCUGUCCCUGGGCAGCAACAGGAUCAGCUAUGUGGAACCUGGUGCUUUCAGCCGCCUGUCGGGCAGUUUGCAGGUGCUGCGACUGAACAGGAACAGGAUCACACAGCUUCCUGUCAAGGCCUUCCAGUUGCCCCAGCUGACGCAACUGGACCUGAACCGGAACCGGCUGCGCCUGAUCGAGGGCCUCACCUUCCAGGGGCUGGAUGGCCUGGAGGUCCUCAGGUUGCAGAGGAACGUCAUCGGCAAGCUGACGGACGGCGCCUUCUGGGGCUUGGCCCGAAUCAGAGUGCUUGACCUGCAAAACAACAGCCUGACGGAGGUGAACAGCGGCUCUCUGUACGGACUCUCUGCCCUCCUCCAUCUCUUCCUCGACCACAACUCCAUCUCGCAGAUCAACCCUGAUGGCUGGAAGUUCUGCCCUGGCCUCCGUGAGCUGAGUCUGUCCCACAACAACCUGACACGGCUGGACGAGGGCAGCCUGGCCGUGCUGGGAGAGCUGCAAACCCUGCGACUGGGGCACAACUCCAUCAGCCACAUCGCUGAGGGCUCCUUUCGUGGGCUCCGGGCCCUGCGACUGCUGGAGCUGGAGCACAAUGACAUCUCCGGCACAAUAGAGGACACCAAUGGGGCCUUCUCCGGCCUGGACAGCCUGACCAAGCUGUGAGUGUCCCGCCGUUCCCCGUUCUUCACGCCAUUCUGCCCGCUGAAAAGGCUUUCAGAGCUCCACCUUUCCAGCGACAGCUUCCUGUGUGACUGCCAGCUGCGCUGGUUCCCUGAGUGGCUGGCGGCGAGGGGCCUGCAGGCGGGGGUGGAGGCCGUCUGUGCCCACCCAGAGUCCCUGAAGGGCAAGAGCAUCUUUGAAGUGCAGGCGGACAGCUUUGUGUGUGUGGACCUACCCAAGCCGCAGAUCACGGUGCAGCCGGAGACCACGGUGGCGGUCCUCGGGAAGGACGUGCGGCUGACCUGCACGGCGGCCAGUAGCAGCAGCUCGCCCAUGACCUUCGCUUGGCGCAAGGACCAGGAGUUCCUGCGCGAGGCCGACGUGGAGAACUUCGCGCAUGUGCGGGCCCGCGACGGAGCCGUCAUGGAGUACACCACCAUCCUGCACCUGCGGGCCGUCACACUGGCACACGAGGGCCGCUACCAGUGCAUCAUCACCAACCACUUCGGCUCCUCCUACUCCAACAAGGCCCGGCUCACCGUCAACGUGCUGCCGUCCUUCGUGAAGAUGCCGCGGGACAUCACCAUCCGGAUGGGGGCCACGGCUAGGCUGGAGUGCGCGGCGCGGGGCCACCCGGCUCCUGUCAUCGCCUGGCAGAAGGACGGCGGCACCGACUUCCCGGCGGCACGCGAGCGGCGCAUGCACGUCAUGCCCGACGACGACGUCUUCUUCAUCACCAGCGUGAAGGCGGAGGACAUGGGCGUGUACAGCUGCACGGCUCAGAACACGGCAGGCGCUGCCUCCGCCAAUGCCACACUCACCGUGCUGGAGACCCCUCACCUGGCUCAGGAGCUGGAGGACCGCAGUGCUGUGGUUGGGGAGACAGUGGCACUGCAGUGCAAGGCACUGGGCAGCCCUCCGCCGAAGGUCACCUGGCUGAAGGGGGAGGAGCUUCUGCGGGUCACCGACCGUCACCAUUUCACGCCUGGCAACCAACUACUGGUGAUCCGCGGCGUGGUGCCAGAGGACGCCGGCCGCUACACCUGCGUCAUGUCCAACGCGCUGGGCACCGAGCGUGCCCACAGCCAGCUCACCGUGCUCCACUCAGCCGCCUGCGGCGUCCACCCCAGCCGUCCCGACAGUGCCGUCGCCGUGGGCAUCAUCGUGAUCGCCGUGGUGACCAGCAUCGUCGUUACCUCACUUGUGUGGGUCUGCAUCAUCUACCAGACGCGGAAGAAGAGCGAGGAGUGCAGUGUGACCAACACAGAUGAGACUGUUGUGCCCCCAGACGUCCCCAGCUACUUGUCCUCGCAGGGCACCCUGUCCGACCGGCAGGACGUCUGCAUCCGUGUGGAGCCUGGAAGCGGCCCCCAGCCCAACGGGCACCUUGAUGGCCCUGCUUUUACUAGCCCCGUCGUCUGCCCAGAGUUCCUAGAAAACAUCAACAGUUACUCCCAAGACCCGAGCUACAUGCCUGAAGGCCAGAGAGCCGUGGAUAUGGGGUAUCUGCAGGACCAGCACGGCCGGGGGUGCGGGCAGCCCAGGCGGGGAGAUGCUGGGCCCCUGUUAGGCCAGCACUGUAAUGGAGAACCGGGAGGCAGCAGGGAACUUCACACUUCGGUGUUUCCUAGCAACCACGACAGAAUGACAUCAAUCAGCCAAUACUGUGACAGAAAAGGCCAUCCUGUGAAUGGGGUGACGGCCUCACUGCCCCUGACCACUGUCUGCACCACACCUAUUGAGGAGUCCUUUCAUAAACCGGUCAUGCUAGGGCCAGAUGCCCCAAGUUCUCCGGAUCCCGGGGGCGAGUCGGACCUGAGACAGGCCCUGAUAUCCAACGGACGCCCGGUGCGGUCGUGCGACUCCCCCGGCGACGAGAGCGCCCCCCUCAGACGUGCCAUGGACUGAGCAUGUGGACACGGGGGCACCUUGUCGUCCCCCCCCCCCCCCUUUUGCACUGAGAACUGCUACCUCGACUUCGAAGUGCCCCCUGGUGGCCUGGCGAGGGCACGGCUGAAGCUUGAGGCCCGAGCUUGUGUGGGCCGCGUCCCGCUUGAGCGUUCCUGCUGUACAUACUUACCGAGAUCUUCCCAUGGGAGGCGCCGUUUCCAGAUGGAGAUGACCUGCAUUUGAAGCAUGCGAAUGUGGCCGGUGGCGUACAGCGGGGGGCGCAGUGGAUCAGAUGUGCCUGUACAUAUGAUUUUUCAUAUAUGUAACUUUUACAGAGAGUAUUUGAGUCUAUUCAGUGCAUGUGAAAGAACGGAGUGGUGAUAGUUUUUUUUAAACGGCUCUUUUUUUGGUUUAUCGAGUGUCUCAACUGUGGUGCCUUAUUGCAUGAACAAAAACCGUGAAGCCCCCCCCCCCACCCCAGCACCCCUGCUCCCUCACCCAGCUCUUAUUUGCACUUGAUAGCACUCAGCCUGGCCUGACGUCCCAGCUGCCAUUCUCAGCUUUGUGUAUGAAGGACGGACUCAGCUGAUACUUAUACCCAGAAGACGUGGUGAGGUGGGAUCGUCCAAUAGCGACGCUGCGUGUCUCAAGCACUUUUGUACUAAGGAUAAAAAACUAAAAACAUAAAAAAGCAAAGGUUUAAAUACUGCAAGGGUACUGUACUGGGAGUGUAUUUUAGACCGUGCUGGUGUGGGAAUAACCUGCUUCUUUCGAUGCCAUGACAUAAUAUUGGAGGAUCUUUCACCUCGGGGUGGGGGCCGGCUACCCGUGGUUCGGGCCCCCGGACGGCGUGUGUGGCGCCCCCUGCAGGGCAAGAGAGACGCUGAUUCAGAACCCUAAAGGAAACAGACUGAUGAAGUGCCAUUCCGGAACUUGCCGGAAGUAGGUGCUAGUGCCACUUUUUGUGUUGGGGGGGGGGGGGCUAUUCGUGAGGCACAUUCCCUUCAGUGAUAGGGGAGUGCAGACGUGCCCGCCUGAGCCGCUCAAAGCCCCCCCCCACCCAGCCUGGACACCAGCAUGAGCUUGGGAAGGUCCUCUUCAGGUGAAGGGAUCAGGUGACCAUCUGGUUCUCUAUCGGUACAAAUCUAUUUAUUUAUGUGAACUUUGAAAGCUGUUGUACCGUGACAAUGUUCAAAAGAUACUGUGUCCAUUAAAGUCACAUUUAUUA